This is a messenger RNA of Paramecium tetraurelia, 1260 nucleotides long. RefSeq lists its product as uncharacterized. Gene Ontology annotation, biological process: RNA processing. The transcript has 5 exons. The record is from RefSeq and is a predicted model, not a curated record. Gene Ontology annotation, molecular function: ribonuclease III activity. NCBI's taxonomy places the organism in Eukaryota, Ciliophora, Oligohymenophorea, Peniculida, Parameciidae.
AUGAAAUCUUUCGGUGUUAGUUCCCUUCUAAAAGUCAUUUCAAAUAAAAUCAUUAGUACAAUCAAAACUUCUUCUUAAUUGAAAUAAAUUCUUAGGAACAAUAAUUCUUCCUCCUUUGGAACGACAAGAUGUUCGAAUAUCAUUGAUACUAACAAUAAGGUGAUAGAGGGAUUUAUUGGAUUCGGUAUCUUUUAUUGCUAUGGAAUGUAGGAGUCUAGAAAUGGGUUAAUUGUCAACAAACUAACUAUAUUAUUUAAAUUCAUAAUGAAUAAUAGAAUCUUUAGAUUUUAAAAUACUAAUAUUUUAGCAUAAGCAUUAACUAAUAAAAUUCAUGAGUUAGAGUAUUAAUCUAAAAAAGGGACUAAAUAUCCAUUUGGAAAUAAUGAAGAAUUUAUUGUGAUUGGUUAAAUGAUCUUAGAAUUUUAUUUCUCCGAUUAUCUGAUGUAGAGAGGCUAUCCCAAAAAAGAUUCCUCUAUUAAAAAGCCUAGUGAUCUCGUCUUAUUGAGAUAAAGACUAUUAAAUGAUAAAAACUUAGCAGAAAUUGCUAUAUAAUACAAUGUUCACAACUUUGUGUAAAUAGGUAAUCAAACAGCUUUAAAAAAGAACUCUAAAGUUUUGGCUGAAACACUUAAGGCUAUGGUGGCAGCAUAAUAUUACGAUUCCGGGUUCGAUUUAGAACAUACUAGAGAGAUUUUAUAAUCUAUAUUGAAAGAACUUUUAGACAAAGGCUAGAACGUUCCAAUUGCUGAAUUAAAGCAAAAUCCAAAGACGUCAUUCCUCGAAUACAUUAACAACUAAACAGAUCUAAUUCCAAAGGUAUCAGUGGAAUGGAAAAAAGAUGAGAAUUCAAUAAAUGUAUACAAAAUAUAAUUAGAAUUGGAUUCUUAUAUAAAUAUUACUAAAACAGGAGCAAACAAAAGAUAAACAGAAUAACUUGUUUAUCAGGAAGCUUUGAAAUAAAUUAAAUACAAAUUAGCUAAUCAAAAUCAAAUGUUAAAAAAAACCAAGAAAAAUAAUCCUUUGAAUAAAGCUCUAUAAUAUACGAAUUAGAUAACUCUCUUAAAGAUGAGAGCCAAUAUUUUCAAUUUUCAGAAUAUCAUGAAUUUAGUAAAUCAGAUAUAAACGAAUCAUUGGGUGACAAGGUAGAGCAUCUGCUCGAAAAAUUAGCAUUUUGAAAAGUAAUAUUUAUAAACUAAUACUCAAAACUUGAUUUUUCAAUUUAUAUAAGAAUUUUCAAUACAAUUUCAUAAUUUAAUCUGA